CUCCGCUACGGAACAGUGUUUUCUUGCAUGGUGACACCAAGUGCAUGAGGACCAUGGCCCUAUCACCUCGCAGGCAAAACGUAGUCAGUCUGAUACUCGCCCAAGGAUCUCCUUCCCCUGUUGCGGUGACGCGGCAGACAAUAAUUGAGCAGGCAAGCGAGAUAUUCGGGAAGCAGCUUCUACAAGCAUGGAAUCGUCAGAGAACCCCCCCGAGGUUGAAGAAAAAAUUUCUGGAAACUCGUGCUUUAGGUUCAAGUUCGACUUCAAGAAUCUUCCUGGACCAUGGAGGAUUCCAAGCUUGGCUUGCCUAUUUUCUUGCAACAGAAGGCAAGGCUCAUUUUAAGGGCCGUCACGACAGACUGUCUGUGCUCACCGCAUUCACGAGGCUGACGUCAGAUGAGCAAGCGAACGUCGCCAGGAGGUUAGCGGAUGUACGGACACACCAUACCGUUAGCAGCGCCAUUGAGAAGAUCUCGCAGAUAUUCGCAAAACAGAAUCCCGCUUCUCCCAGUUUCCCAGGUCCACGCAGUACCCAGCUCAACCGGGAUAACUUCGCCAAAAGACGGACUGGCCGAUUCCCUCCCAAUUGCCGACAAUGGUUCCUUGCAACAUAUCAUUCUCGAAGAGGCUUCAGUCGAAGGUCUUGCGGAUGUUUUUGGCCCUUACCUAUGUGGCGCAAUAAGAAGGGACACAGUUGAUAACGGAGCAUCACUCAAAGCUGCCGUUACUAUGGACUUCCCUUUUGAUGGAUUGGUAGAUUGCCUCAUGAGCUUGGCUAUCCACCAGAAUAAAGUCGAAUACCUGGCGUUCGCCCUGUUCAACGUACAUGUGGAAUCAGAGGGCCGGGUUCGUUACGUGAUGUUGAACGAAGGGGCCAAGUUGAUACCCAACCCAGAAAUGACGUUGAAAGGGGCACGAGAUGACGCGAUUCUUCGUAUACUCGGCGUGGAGAUUUACGAGGCGAUCAAAACCAGUCGUAUGCGCAAGAAGGAGCUAGAAGAGGGCAAUCUCGUGACGGAAUGCGUAUCCAUGAUAUUUACGGACAGAUCAGAUGAAGGAGCUGUGAUCAAUUUGUCCUUAGGACUGAAAGGUGGCGCUCAAAUACAGAACAAGUUAUAUACAUAGAAUGUGAACAUGCAGAGAAACUAUUCUUCCUUAACAUUGCCUCCGACGAAGUACAGCUCAAUACCAGGAGGUAGCUUUAUUUGACCGGUAAGCUUGGGGUGUACAAUCCCCUCUCCUUUGUUUUCGUAGUAUGUAAGUGCCUGACAUCCUACCCAGUAUACCCAUUGAUUCUUGCCUUCAACCCACUUAAUCUUAUUGGGAGGAAUCGAGGAAACGUCGAUGCUGGGGUCGAGGUCCUGGGGUUCAAACGGCUGAGUCGCGUUAGC
This is a messenger RNA of Aspergillus welwitschiae, 1391 nucleotides long. RefSeq lists its product as uncharacterized. Lineage: Eukaryota; Fungi; Ascomycota; Eurotiomycetes; Eurotiales; Aspergillaceae. The transcript has 2 exons. The record is from RefSeq and is a predicted model, not a curated record. Bases 430 to 1125 code for a protein of 231 amino acids.